This is a messenger RNA of Penicillium coprophilum, 3408 nucleotides long. Its product is annotated as F-box protein. The transcript has 3 exons. Lineage: Eukaryota; Fungi; Ascomycota; Eurotiomycetes; Eurotiales; Aspergillaceae. The coding region runs from base 1 to 3408 and encodes 1135 amino acids. Gene Ontology annotation, molecular function: protein binding. The record is from RefSeq and is a predicted model, not a curated record.
AUGACCCCUAUUUUGAUGCAUCUGAUUCCCAACGUUUACUGUUCACUCUGUGGAGUUGUUCUGCUGGCCGACCCCUACAGUGAUGAUGACCCAGUAUCUUUAAACUCUCGCAUUCGACCUUGGUAUGCAGAAGUACGAGGUCUCUAUUCGACUAAUGCGUGUGCUGGCGAUAUCACCACAACUGGGCUGGGGAUAGUACGCGGCCGGAACAUUCUCUUUGCGCCGCCUGACAGCAAUCAAUCUUAUGUCGAGGUGGGAGAUGAGGCGCUAGAGGAAUGGAGACUUUGUGGAUCCUCGGAAAGCCGUUGGUGCUUCGGAUUCCACGACUCAUGUUGGAAAUUGCUUCUCCUCAGGCUUGCUUGUGAACCGGAUGAUGCCUGCCAGAGUGAAGCGACUAUCUCAGAGUCGGUUUUUUAUCAAUUGUAUUGCACCCCUUGUAUCGACGCGUCCAUCUUCAAAUUUGGCCACGACUAUGAUGGAGCUGCGCAAACACACAAAUCGUUCGGGCUCCCCAAGGCAGUGGAUCCGAUCUCACAUUUCUACGCUGACCCCUGUGCAAUUCCCUCUCUCAAGGAGUUAGAAACAGCCGCGCCUGAGUUCCGCAAGAUGCGUGAUAUUUCGCCCUGGAAAGAACCAGAUGGGAAUCGCCCGACGACUACAACCGCGGCAGGGAUUGAUUGUCACAGCGAAGAGAGCACGUCUGGAUCAAGCUCCGUGGAGCCAGCUCUUAUGGCGAAACAAAUGUGCCGAAGUUCGGACAGACCUAAGCACUACAUCUUGGAUAGACUCUCACUUGAGCUGAAAUUCGAGAUCUUCUCAUAUUUAUCCUGUGAAGAACUCCUCAAUGUAAGACUUGUAUGCUGGAAUCUAGCCGUACUUGCAAGUGUCAACAUGCUUCCACAGUCAUACUGGCGAAGUAGAUUUCUUCUGGGCCAGGAAGCAGACUUUCUUUUCCUGGAUCCUAUGGGUGCUCAGGACUGGUAUCUGCUUUUCUUUGGGACCAGAAAAUCCCUCAAUAUAGGCACCCUGUCAUUGACCAACCGGAAAAGAACCCGACAGCUGCUGGAGCCCAUUGCUGCUCUUGUGUGUCUAGAGCCUCUUUUGAGAAAUGGACUAUACGGGUCUGCCAUCCACCCGGCGCAAAGCCAAGAUGGAUAUUAUCAGCCCAUCGAUGAUGAGAAUGCCGAGAAGCUGCCUUGGUUCAUAAAGGUAGCCAGCUUCUUUUCCGGCCAGCUAGCCUCUGUUGGCACGGACAGCCCAUUAUAUGAGGGAUGCCGCAUGCUUUACCACAGGACGAAAUCGUUUGUUACCCCAAUUCAGCAGGGUCGACAACGAAUAGGUAUCUCAACCAUCCAAUUUGGUGCACAGAUCUUUAUAUCUGGAAUAAAUCUAUUCCAAUCCCAGGAGCGCAGUAUGGUUGACCGCCGAGUCGGAUAUCACAAUUCGGCUUCUGAGACCUGGGUAGAAGUACCAAACACCCUCCACGUGAGAGCGCUCGGCGUGGCGUUUUGCUCUGAAGGGCUGACGGGAAUCAAAUUUAUAUACACCGGGUCAAAUUCAUCGGGCUGGAUUGGAGAUUCCAACGGCCCAGGAGUUGCUCAUGGGACACUGAACAUCUCAGAGAGGUCAAACCAGUUGCUUGUAGGUUUGGAUCGAUACAAAAUCGUUUCAUUCGGCCUCGGCGAAGUGGCACCUCACUUUGAAACUCUGAAGUCUUCUCAACAUGUUAUGGAUUCAUCUUAUGUACAGUCUCAUUUAUGGAUGCCACAUCCUCCAAGACAAGAGGAAUCCAGGAUUAGCAUUCUUUUACCGUCCCAGUCUUCCCGGAAUUUUGCACCCUUGACCAACAUUGAUUUUGGUGGUCCAGGGGGCCUGUUUCUCGCAUCCUUGGCAAGGCUUACGCUUCAUAUGGAUUCUGACCCUCACCUAUUCAUCGGAAUAGAGAUAUCGUACUCUGAUGGGAGGUCUGUAAUUUUCGGUUCUAGCGGUGGUUGCGAGAUUUCCUUCUUUGUCGACGGAUCAAAUGGGGAGCGUAUCAAUCGAAUCGGGAUACUGCCAAACAUUCGGAGAGCCCAUCCAGAAGAGGGUCUCGGUGGUGUGCAGAUGUCAACGAACUAUGGACGAACUGCUACUUUCGCUCCUCUUCGCUAUCGGCUCAAAGCAGCUGUUGAGUUCAUACCAAUUUCGUCGCCCAGCAACAUCAUCACCGGAUUGGUUGCAGUUGAAAAGACAACCCCGACUCGAUUUGAGCGCGUCGGCAUUCAGUCCCAGCAGUGUGGCAAACAACCUAAUAUACCAGAUACACUGGAUCGCGAAUGCCAUCAAAUACCUGAGGAUCAACUGCGAUAUGACGAAAAGUUUUCUCAUUUCAUUAAUAGUAUCAAUCCCGGUAACUAUCAGACCUAUGCGUGCCUCAAGAAUGUCCGGAAAAUACAGGCAUCCACAGGCAUACAAGGUCGGUCUAGAUCUCGAAGUCGCAUAUCCGGCCUGAAGCUCGAGUAUUACGGCCAUCCAAGCCCUGGCAUUGUAGGGCAAUGGAUGCAUCCACUAGAUGAUGGGUUUGAACUGUCUCAAGACGAGUACAUACAAUCCUUGACUAUCUGGCUCGUUCAAACGGGAUUCUCUACUGAAUGCCCCGGGAUGGAAAUAGGCCAAGUUGCAGCCAUACACCUUGAAACAACGCGUUCUCGCAGUGUGACGUUUCGCGCUCCAGACUUCCAGUCUAUAUCAUCCCAAGCGCUACAACACCACCAGUAUCAGGCUGACUCCGAUGAGAAACUCACAGCUAUCUCUUGGAUAUUGAAUCUAUCAUGUGAGCGCGUCAGAGCUGUCAUUUCGACGGAUGGAAACCGCCGAAAAGCCCGAAUAAUGGUCCCCAAACAAGUGGUACCUUUUGACCAGGUACGGAAUCUCUACUUUGAGAGGCAGAAUGACAAUGGCUGCAUAGAGACCAUAAUUACAGCUGAGGCCCACUUCAAAGAACGGACAAUUGUCGGACUAGUCUUCGUCUAUACGUCAGGUGAAACAGCGAGCAUAGGUGACCUCGACACUGAGGCCCGUCAAACAGUUCAUUUUCCGCCGGAUGCUCGGAUUGUUGGCUUCUCAGCUGCUUUUGCGAGCGCGCACCACAAGCUUAUGGAGAUCGAGUUUGAUGUUGAACGAAAUGAGCAGCCUUGGUACCAUAAGCUUGGUCUUUCAACAUCUCCGCCCCUGGACGUGGCCCAUAAUGUCGAUUACAACUGUCGAGAGGUGUGGUGCAAGGAUGAUGCGUCUGCAGACAGCGAACGGCUGUUAGAGUAUGACAGAGUAUACAAGGCCCCGAGUGGGUCGAGGCUUGUUGGUAUUUAUAUGGGCUGUCAAGAGUUCUCUCGUGUUGGAGCACUAUACGAGCCCUGUGACUCUCAAUAG